Anarrhichthys ocellatus (wolf-eel) is the source of this 2543-nucleotide messenger RNA. Its product is annotated as high-affinity choline transporter 1-like. The record is from RefSeq and is a predicted model, not a curated record. Gene Ontology annotation, cellular component: plasma membrane. Bases 869 to 2521 code for a protein of 550 amino acids. The transcript is spliced from 10 exons. Gene Ontology annotation, molecular function: choline:sodium symporter activity. Gene Ontology annotation, biological process: transmembrane transport; acetylcholine biosynthetic process; choline transport. Lineage: Eukaryota; Metazoa; Chordata; Actinopteri; Perciformes; Anarhichadidae.
AUUAAAGUAAAUUGGAAAGGUUGAAACAUGAGGCUAUCAAACUGCAGUUCUAGUAGAAACAUCUUGUUAGAAAAACCCCUCCCUUAGUUCUAAUGGCCUAAGGGAGGUACAUCGCUCCUUUAGUUCUAAUGGCUUAAAGGAGGGAAAACUUCCGGAUUUCCCAAAGUAAAUGAUUACCACCAGUCCGGUUCACCAUAAGGAUCUCGUCACUCCGUUCCCUUCAGCAAAAUCCUGGCCUCUCAAUUUACCAAAGGAUUCUCGUGUGAGAAUCUGGCGUAGGUCUUUGUCAGGAGUCCUGGCGAGAAUUGGAGAUGUUGAGAUCCUGCUCGAAGGACCAUUAUGUUAGAAAAAUUCACUCGAGACUGGUGUAAAAAUCAUUCAUCAAUGGACAUUUAUUCUUUGCAAAGAAGGAGACAGGGUUGGUUCACAUACAGAAUGUACACCAAGACCGCUCGAAGACCUGUCUCCGAGUCUCUGGUAUUUAUACUAAGUAAACAACAUGCAGUGGGCUGGCACAGGGUAACGCACACACAUUUCGCGUUUCACACAGGCGUCUACGUAUCUGGACACUUUAACAAUUCGUUCUAGUACAAAGGUCACUUUCUCGUAAGUCAUGGUCGCAAAUCAGCCCUGCUUUCUGAUGAAGCAAUUCAUGUUCCCAGUGUACAGUCAAGUGUAACCGAACGCCGUCAUUGUAUUGACCGUCUCUACAGCAGCAUGAAGUGUCGAGGUGUCUGACUCAAGAAUCUUACCACUGGACUAGAAAACUUAAGCCCGACUGUAACCAAAGGCCCGCACAAGAACGAAUCUGAGAAACACUCUGCUGCUGUUCACUGACGGGAGGGCAACACCUGUCUGUUAAUCAACGAUGGCUCUCAAUAUACCAGGCCUGAUAAUGAUGGUGGCAUUCUACUUGCUUGUUUUGGGAAUCGGCAUCUGGGCCUCUGUAAAGUCUAAGAAGAUGGAGAAAAACACAAAAGGUAGACAGGUGGAGGUUUCUUUUUUGGCUGACCGGAGUGUCAGCUUGGUAGUGGGAGUCUUCACAAUGACAGCUACUUGGGUUGGAGGUGCCUUCGUCAUUGGUAUUGCAGAGGUAGUUUAUGACCCCACCAGGGGUCUAAUCUGGGCUCUUGUUCCUCUGCACAUGUCCAUUUCCUUUAUCAUUGGUGGACUGUUCUUUGCAAAGCCAAUGAGGGAGAACAAUUACAUCAGUAUGAUGGAUCCAUUUCAGAGGAAGUAUGGAAAAGGACUGACUGUGGUUCUUGCCAUUAUUCCACUCAUAACUGAAGUUGUCUGGAUUCCUACAACACUGAUGUCCUUAGGAGCAACCAUGAACGUAGUUCUAGAUCUGCCCUUCAGUGUUUGCAUCUGGAUCUCUGCUGCAGUGGCGAUCAUCUACACCGUUCUUGGCGGUCUCUAUUCAGUGGCUUACACUGAUGUCAUCCAGAUAUCACUGGUGCUUCUGAGCUUGUGGUUGUGUGUCCCUUUUGUUCUCACCGGUAAUGUUUAUACUGACAUUACUGAAACAGCAUUCAACCACACAUACCAGGGCUCCUGGCUGGGCCGGCUUGAGUCAGAUGAAAUCGGGAGAUGGAUUGAUCAAUUUCUAGUGAUGACUUUGGGCAAUAUGGCCAUUCAGGAUUUCCAUCAAAGGAUUCUGUCCUCCAGCUCCACGUCCACAGCCAGGAGCGUCUGUUUCAUAGCUGCAGGGACCGUCAUCAUUGUAGGAAUCCCAUCUGUGCUGAUUGGAGCUGUAGCAGCUUCAACAGACUGGAACUCCACCUCAUACGGUUCUCCUUCUCCAUACGAGCGAGGGGAGACGGCCAUGGUGUUGCCCAUCACCCUUCAGAAUUUAACCCCAGCAUAUAUUUCUGCUUUUGGCAUCGGAGCGAUUGCUGCUGCAGUGAUGUCAUCUGCUGACUCUUUCCUUUUGUCUGCAACCACCAUCUUCUCCACCAACAUCUACCUGACCAUCAGGAGUCAGGUAUCCGAUAAAGAGCUACAAUGGGUGAUCCGUCUCUCCAUAGUGGCUGCAGGACUUUUGGGAACAUCCCUCACCUACCUGGACAGCAGCAUCAUGGCGUUCUUUAUCCUGGGAUCGGACCUGUCUUACACCAUCAUGCUCCCCCAGCUGAUCUGUGUCCUCUUCAUCAGGGUUUCCAACGGCUAUGGAGCUGCUGCAGGCUUUGUUGUUGCAGUGGUGAUGAGAGUUUUGUGUGGAGAGCCGGUGUUUGGCCUCCCUGUGAUCCUGCAUUUCCCAGGAUGCACUUUAGAGGAUGGUGUUUACAUUCAGCGCUUUCCUUUCAAGACCAUUAUCAUGCUGUCUGCUAUGGCCUCCAUCCUGGUGUUUUCAUAUGUGGCCUCACUCCUGUUUAACAAGGGGAUCCUUCCUGAUAGGUUUGAUGUGUUCAAGGUGAAAUCACAGGAAGCACCACCACCAGCAGAGGGAGCCAGAGAGGCUGAUAGUGAAAAGACUGAUGCCCCAAAUGAAAAUGAACCAAUGCUCGAUACAAGUUGCUAAUAAAAUUUCUGUUGACUUUAUG